Molecule: messenger RNA, 1011 nt
Organism: Carya illinoinensis
Lineage: Eukaryota; Viridiplantae; Streptophyta; Magnoliopsida; Fagales; Juglandaceae
Exons: 1
Coding region: 1-1011 (336 amino acids)
Molecular function (GO): nucleic acid binding; RNA-DNA hybrid ribonuclease activity
Source: RefSeq, a predicted model, not a curated record
AUGUCUAUUCUUUUCGGGAAGGCUUGGCAUAAGGCUUUGAGUGUUGAUGAUAGGCUACGUCGAGUUGGUAUCCCUAUUGUCUCCAAAUGUGAUUGUUGCUGUGUUGGUCACUAUGAGGACAUAAAUCAUGUUCUAUUUGAGGGCGAUUUUCCAAGAAAAAUUUGGUUAACAUUCUCUAAUCUUUUUGGGUUACCAAUGGGUAGAAAUUGGGAACAACAUGUUUCCUCUUGGUUCCGACGUGCUAAGUCAUCUUCUCAGGUGGGGUAUAUUGUGGGCCUCAUGCCUGUCAUUAUUACUUGGAGACUUUGGAGGCAAAGAUGUCUAGCACGAAUGGAGGGUUCUUUAGAAUCCUAUGAUAUGGUUAUUAAGUCAAUAUCUUUUUGGGUUCGAUCGCUUGGUCUGAUGGGUGAAAAGUUUCAUACUUUAUCUCGCUUUGAUGGUAUGAUCCUGGAGGCUUUAUGCAUUAGACCAAUGCCUUUAAAAGAAAGGACUUGUAAAGUGGUGCAGUGGCAUAAAUCCCCAUUAGGAUGGUUUAAAUUGAACACAAAUGGUAGUAGUCUUGGGAACCCGGGCUCUUGUGGUACGGGUGGUGUUAUUCGCCAUGCUACUGGACAACUAGUGAAAGCCUUUGCCUCUCCUAGUGGUAUGGGUUCUAAUAAUAAAGCAGAACUCCUUGCUCUCUUAUAUGGUCUGCGGGAGUGCACUUCUCUCCAUCUUUCUAAUGUAAUAGUAGAGGUUGACUCUAUGGUGAUUAUUUCGUGGUGGCAUAGAGGUCAUUGUGGGGUUUGGUAUUUGGAGGAUUAUUGGGAUGAAAUUGUUGUUUUAGCCCAUUCCAUUAAUUGUAAAUUCCAACAUGUCCUACGAGAGGGUAACAAAGUAGCGGACUGGUUGGCUAAAGCUGGUGCGGUUGGAGUUUCUUCAGAUUAUUCUAAUACUUCUUCCAUGCCUCGGGUUCUCAGAGGCUUGAUUCGGUUAGAUUUAUUAGGGAUUCCUUCUAUACGUUGUUGUUAA